ACUCGAAGUCAAUGAGGAUGAUUCAGCCUUCGAUUAGAAGGUUAGUGACCUAUAUGCUGCGGAUCCCACUUUACGAGGAAAGUCAAAAAGUUAUAUUGUUCGCGGCCGUCGCGAAGUUAUCCAGCACGUGAGAGCCUUCAAUUACAUAAUGGACAGAUUCUGGGUUCAUGGGGACGACCUAAUGGAGGAUGUCAUUAAGAAAACGCAUGAGAUUCUUUGCAAAGGGGUUCCAAUCAUCGAUCCGGGUGCCGAAUAUCCGGACGUCCCUUACGAAAAAUACGCAGGACAAUAUCGAGAUGUUCCUGUCGGCGCCGGAAAUACGAUGUUCGUGAUGCCGCAAUACGUGCCUGCAAAAAUGGCCGAGAUGUGCGCGAAUCUCAAAAAGCAUAUCGGCGAAAAUGAGUCUUUGGAUCCGUUUUCACUCGCUGCCAAAUACUCACUUCGGUUUGUUGAGAUCCAUCCCUUUCAGGAUGGCAACGGACGAAUGUGUCGUAUCAUCCUUAACGCGAUCCUAUUUCGGUAUGUCGGCAUCUUCAUCCCAAUUGGGGUGACUGAGGAAGAAGUAAAUGAAUAUAUAAACAUCAAGAAGAGAGCGUCAAGGGAUAUGGAAGGCCAUGGAGAGUAUGCUACGUUUGUUUUGAAGAAGAGUGUGAGAAGCAUACAGAAGUUGAAACAGAAGGUCAACGGGAAGAAAGCAGCAUAA
Messenger RNA from Fusarium oxysporum Fo47, 703 nucleotides. Its product is annotated as fido domain-containing protein. The record is from RefSeq and is a predicted model, not a curated record. Lineage: Eukaryota; Fungi; Ascomycota; Sordariomycetes; Hypocreales; Nectriaceae. The transcript has a single exon. Bases 149 to 703 code for a protein of 184 amino acids.